Pogoniulus pusillus (Red-fronted tinkerbird) is the source of this 13934-nucleotide messenger RNA. RefSeq names its product insulin like growth factor 1 receptor (gene IGF1R). Gene Ontology annotation, molecular function: insulin receptor substrate binding; phosphatidylinositol 3-kinase binding; ATP binding. Lineage: Eukaryota; Metazoa; Chordata; Aves; Piciformes; Lybiidae. Bases 1606 to 5697 code for a protein of 1363 amino acids. The record is from RefSeq and is a predicted model, not a curated record. Gene Ontology annotation, biological process: cellular response to glucose stimulus; positive regulation of kinase activity; multicellular organism development. Gene Ontology annotation, cellular component: insulin receptor complex; axon; plasma membrane. The transcript is spliced from 21 exons.
GGAGGCGCGCGCCUCUGCGCGACACCGGGAGAGCGCGUGCGCGCGCGACAGAGAGCGCGAGAGGGCGGGCGCGAGCCCCGUCCCCGUGCGGCCGCAGAGGAGAAGCAGCGGCGGCAGGCGCGGCGGAGCGACGCCGAGGCUCUUGUUUACCAGCGUUCCUUCUCCGUCGUGCACAGGGAGACAGCGCGAAGGAGGAGGAGAAAGGGGGGAGGACGCGGCAGCAGAGCGCUGCGAGCCCUGCUGCAAGCGAGCGGCGAAUUAAUUGGGAGGAGCAGCAGACCCUUCCCCCCCAACACACCCGCCGCCUUCCCUCCCCGGAGGAAUUACAGACCCUUCGCAACAAGCGUUCCUGGGCUUUGACCUUCAGCAAACCGGAUCGCCUUCCUCGUCACCCCGCCGCCCCCCCUGCUUACACACGCCACACGCACACACACACUUCUUCCCGGCGCCCCCUCCCCCUUCCUUGGGCUGGGCAGCGUGAGGGGAAGGUUUGCAGCGCGCGCACACCCAGAGGAGGAGGGAAAAGAGAAGGGGGAAAAAAAAGGAGAAGGAUUUACAAAUUCGCUGGGUAGUUUUUGUUGUUGUUGUCGUCCUCCUCCUUUUCCCCCCCGCCCGCCCCCGGCGCGAUGGCAAGGCGGCUCGGAGGGAUGCGGGGAGGAGAGCUGCGGGGGGAGGAGGCGGGGUACUGAGCCGCUCCGCUCGCCCUGCUGCUGCUGCUGCUGCUGCUUUGUGUGUGUGUCCUGGAUUUUUUUUUUCUUUUUUUUUUUUUCUUUUUGGAGGAGCCUGUGGCAGCGGCGCCGAGGAGAGGAAGAGGAGGGAGUAGGGGGGGUGAAGCCUUUUUAAUUCAUUUUCGUUCCAAAUUCCGCAUUUCGACUCCCUGCAGCCGGCCGGACUUGUGGUGUUGUUGUUGUGGGUGGUGUUUGUGCGUAGGGUGGUUUUUUUUUUCCACCCCCCCUCCUCGCUGAGCGGGGAGAGGAGCUGGGGGGAUCCCGCCAGGGCAGCCCCGGCCCCGCGCCGAGGGACGUGGAAGCUGUUGUUGUUUUGUAAUAAGAUUGUCUGGGUCGCGGCCCCCCCCGCCCCCCUUUUCCCCCCCGCGGCCCUCCCAGUUUUUGUGUCUGUGUCCGCGCUGCCGCUGUGUGCGGUGUUUGAAAAUGGAGGUUGAAGAUGCAGACUGCCAGCCCCGAUGUGCCUCAUGUUUGCGACUCCUGUGCACGAUGUACCACUGCAGCCAGCGCUGAGGGGAGACGGCGGCGCCCCCUGCCCCGGAGCCCGCCCCACCGCCCCGGAGACAGCGUCGCCCCGGGGCUUUCAUGCCUUGUUGUUGUUGCCGUUAAUACAUCUUGAAUAUCUGUGUAUUUUUGGUGUGGUUGCUCCGGAAGAUCAACACCCAGGGACCUCAGAAACCCUCCGGUUUACUAGUCCGAAGGGUCUUGUUUUUUUCAUUUCUUGAGACAACGUGGAUUUAUUUAUCCAGCUUCUCGUCCGGCUUUUGCCUCCGUCGUUAUUUUUAGAGAACGGGAAGAGAAAAGAAAACGAACAGUUUUGGACUUUUUUGUUUUGUUUUGUUUUCGAUAAGGAGAAUUUUGUCCAAUUAAAAAAAGAGGAAUGAAGUCUGGCGCUGGAGGAGGGUCCCUCGCCGUUGUCUGGGGGUUUCUGCUCAUCUUCGCCGCACUUUGUCUGUGGCCAACAAAUGGGGAAAUUUGUGGGCCAAAUGUCGACAUUCGCAAUGAUAUCCAUGAGCUGAAACGCCUGGAGAACUGUACGGUGAUAGAGGGUUUCCUUCGGAUUCUGCUCAUCUCUAAAGCAGAGGAUUACAGCAACUUCCGCUUUCCAAAGCUCACUGUCAUAACUGACUAUUUGCUGCUGUUCCGUGUGGCUGGCUUGGAAAGCCUCAGUGAUCUCUUCCCCAACCUCACAGUCAUUCGUGGGAGGAACCUCUUCUACAAUUAUGCCUUGGUCAUCUUUGAAAUGACAAAUCUUAAAGAGAUUGGGCUUCACAACUUGAGGAACAUAACCCGCGGGGCCAUACGGAUUGAGAAGAACUCUGACCUGUGUUACCUCUCCACAGUGGACUGGUCUCUUAUCCUAGAUGCAGUGUCCAAUAACUACAUCGUUGGGAAUAAACCUCCAAAGGAAUGUGGGGACUUGUGUCCUGGAACAAUGGAAGAGAAGCCAUUGUGUGAGAAGACAUCUAUUAACAAUGAAUACAACUACCGCUGCUGGACCACCAACCACUGCCAGAAAAUGUGCCCCAGCUCAUGUGGCAAGCGAGCCUGUACAGACCAAAAUGAGUGUUGCCAUCCUGAGUGCUUGGGGAGCUGCACGGCACCUGACAACAACACCGCCUGCGUGGCCUGCCGCAACUACUACUACGAGGGAGUCUGCUUGCCCACCUGUCCUCCCAACACCUACAAGUUUGAAGGCUGGCGCUGUGUGACUAAAGAGUUCUGCUCCAAAGUCCCUGCCACUGAAACCAGUGAAUAUGAGAGGUUUGUGAUUCACAACGACGAGUGCAUGGCAGAAUGCCCCUCUGGAUUCAUACGCAACGGCAGCCAAAGCAUGUUCUGCAGUCCUUGCGAAGGGCCUUGCCCCAAAAUUUGUGAGGAUGAGAAAACGAAGACCAUCGACUCCGUCACAUCAGCACAAAUGCUGCAGGGAUGCACGAUUCUCAAGGGAAAUCUGCUGAUUAACAUCCGCCGUGGGAAUAACAUUGCCUCAGAACUGGAGAAUUUUAUGGGUCUCAUUGAGACAGUCACAGGCUAUGUGAAGAUCCGUCACUCCCAUGCAUUGGUCUCCUUGUCUUUCUUGAAGAACCUGAGGUAUAUUCUGGGAGAGGAACAGGUGGAUGGGAAUUACUCCUUCUACGUGCUUGACAACCACAAUCUUCAGCAGCUUUGGGACUGGAAUCAUCAUAACUUGACAAUCAAGGAGGGGAAAAUGUACUUUGCAUUUAAUCCUAAACUGUGUGUUUCUGAGAUUUACCGUAUGGAGGAAGUUUCAGGAACCAAGGGGCGACAGAGCAAAGGAGAUAUAAAUCCAAGGAACAAUGGGGAGAGAGCCUCUUGUGAAAGCCACAUUCUGCGUUUUGUUUCCAACACUACUCUCAAGAAUCGGAUUAAGCUAACAUGGGAGCGGUAUCGCCCUCCAGAUUAUAGAGAUCUCAUUAGCUUCACUGUUUACUACAAAGAAGCGCCGUUCAAAAAUGUGACAGAGUACGAUGGGCAAGAUGCGUGUGGCUCCAAUAGCUGGAACAUGGUCGAUGUUGACCUGCCACCAAACAAAGAGAACAAUCCUGGAAUUCUCCUGCAAGGAUUGAAACCUUGGACUCAGUAUGCCAUCUAUGUCAAGGCUGUUACUCUCACAAUGAUGGAAAACCAUCAUAUUCACGGAGCAAAAAGUGAAAUUGUGUAUAUACGAACCAAUGCUGCAGUGCCAUCCAUUCCCUUAGAUGUUAUUUCAGCAUCCAACUCUUCAUCCCAACUGAUUGUGAAAUGGAAUCCUCCCUCUCUUCCCAAUGGCAACCUCUCUUACUACAUUGUGCGAUGGCAGCAGCAACCUCAGGACAGUUACCUUUACAGACACAAUUACUGCUCCAAAGAUAAAGUCCCAAUUCGAAGAUAUGCUGAUGGGACCAUUGAUACAGAAGAAGCUACUGAACCCACCAAACCAGAGGGCUGUGGAGGAGAAAAAGGACCUUGUUGUGCUUGUCCCAAGACAGAGGCAGAAAAGCAAGCUGAGAAGGAGGAAGCAGAAUACCGGAAAGUCUUUGAGAACUUCCUUCACAACUCGAUCUUUGUUCCCAGACCGGAUCGGAAGCGCAGGGAUGUGUUCCGAAUCGCAAAUGCCACUUUGGCCACUCGAAACAGGAAUGCAACUGGGACAGAUCAUUUCACCAAUGUUUCUGAUGCAGAGGAGAAUGAGGUGGAAUACCCAUUCUUUGAGACCAAAGUGGAUGGCAAGGAGAGAACUGUCAUCUCCCAUCUCCAGCCUUUUACUCUUUACCGCAUUGAUAUUCACAGCUGCAACCACGAAGCUGACACGCUUGGUUGUAGUGCUUCCAACUUUGUCUUUGCAAGAACCAUGCCUUCAGAGGGAGCAGAUAACAUUCCAGGAACGGUAACAUGGGAAACAAAAGAAGAAAAUACCGUCCACCUGAAGUGGUCAGAGCCUGCUAACCCAAAUGGGCUGAUUCUAAUGUAUGAAAUCAAGUAUGGCCAGCAUGGAGAGGAAAAGCGGGAAUGUGUGUCCAGACAGGAGUACAAGAAGCUUGGAGGAGCUAAACUAACUCACCUGAACCCUGGAAACUAUUCUGCUAGAGUUCAGGCCACAUCAUUAGCUGGAAAUGGGUCAUGGACUGAGCCAGUGUCUUUUUAUGUGCAACCCAAACCAGCACACUAUGGAAACUUCCUGCACUUGGUAAUUGUGCUCCCUAUUGUUUUCUUGCUCAUCAUUGGGGGAUUUCUGGUAAUGCUGUAUGUCUUCAACAAAAAGAGGAACAGUGACAGACUGGGCAAUGGAGUACUUUAUGCUUCUGUGAACCCUGAGUACUUCAGUGCUUCAGAUGUGUAUGUUCCAGAUGAAUGGGAAGUGCCCCGUGAGAAGAUCACCAUGUGUCGGGAGCUCGGGCAAGGCUCCUUUGGAAUGGUGUAUGAGGGAAUAGCCAAGGGAGUGGUCAAGGAUGAGCCAGAGACCAGGGUGGCCAUCAAGACAGUCAAUGAGUCUGCAAGCAUGCGAGAGAGGAUUGAGUUCUUAAAUGAGGCAUCAGUGAUGAAGGAGUUCAAUUGUCACCAUGUGGUUCGGCUGCUUGGUGUUGUUUCUCAGGGCCAGCCUACACUGGUUAUCAUGGAGCUGAUGACGCGUGGGGACCUCAAAAGUUACCUGAGAUCAUUGAGGCCAGACACAGAAAAGAAUCCUAGCCAGGCACCUCCAACUCUGAAGAAGAUGAUUCAGAUGGCAGGAGAGAUUGCUGAUGGGAUGGCAUACCUCAAUGCCAACAAGUUUGUUCACAGAGACCUUGCUGCAAGAAACUGCAUGGUAGCAGAAGACUUCACAGUGAAAAUCGGAGAUUUUGGCAUGACAAGAGAUAUCUACGAGACAGAUUAUUACCGCAAAGGAGGGAAAGGUUUGCUGCCUGUCCGCUGGAUGUCCCCAGAAUCGCUGAAAGAUGGAGUCUUCACAACACACUCCGACGUCUGGUCUUUUGGUGUUGUCCUCUGGGAGAUUGCAACGUUAGCAGAGCAGCCAUACCAAGGCAUGACCAAUGAACAAGUGCUCCGCUUCGUGAUGGAAGGAGGCCUCCUGGAAAAGCCAGACAACUGUCCUGAUAUGCUGUUUGAACUGAUGCGCAUGUGCUGGCAGUACAAUCCGAAAAUGAGGCCCUCCUUCCUGGAAAUCAUUGGUAGCAUCAAAGAUGAGCUGGACCCAGCCUUCAAAGAGGUCUCCUUCUUCUACAGUGAAGAGAACAAGCCUCCAGAUACAGAGGAACUUGACCUGGAGACUGAAAACAUGGAGAGCAUUCCUUUAGAUCCCUCCUCCACCCUCCAACCCACUGACAAGCACUCAGGACACAAAGCCGAGAACGGCCCAGGCGUGGUGGUGCUUCGGGCCAGCUUCGAGGAGAGACAGCCGUACGCACACAUGAACGGGGGACGCAAGAAUGAGAGGGCCUUACCUUUGCCCCAGUCUUCGGCCUGCUGAUCCUUAGAACCAGAAUCUCACAGAAACAAAACACAGAGAAACACCUGCAGUGGGGGAAGAAAGCAAGCAGAUUACAAUAGAUUCAAAAGCCUACUGUACCUCAGUGGAUCUUCAGAACUGCCAUAGCUGCACUUGGGAGAACCUUUUUUUCAGUAAACGAGUUCCCGUCUUUUUCUUUUUCCAAUAUGCAAGCAGAUGUUUGUGUCAGCAAAGGACUCCAUUCAUGGGGCACACAGUCGGCCUUUUAAAACUCUAAUGUUAACACUUAAUAGCAACAGAAAACUUGAGAUCUGAUGUCUCUCCCUCUCUCUCUCUCUUCUCUCCUCUCUGUCUUCUUUCUCUUUCUGUCUCUCUCUUUGCUUCAUAAUGGGAAACAUAUCUGUGUGCAAAUUCAACCGUGCGGCACUUUUAUCAGAUCAAAGAUAUCGCAGGCCAGGUGGCUCCCCGGUACCCUUGCAAGCACCUGCCUAACGCUGUAGGUCUUUAUAAAAGCAAACAAACAAAAACCACACACACACAAAAAACCAACAACCAACCUAAAAAGGACUGGAUUUUUAAGGUCUCUCUUGAAUCUUUUUAGGAACACACAAAAGAAUCAAAAAGGGCCAUCACUUGUCCAAGGCUGUUACCAUUUUCAACGCUGCCAAAUUUUGCCAAAAAAAAGAAAAAAAAAAAAAAAAAGAACUCUUUGUUUUCAUUUUGGUUUGGGUUUGUUUUUGGGUUGGUUUUUUUUUUUGUAAGCAUGGAAGGAGCACAGUAAUCAACUGCUCUGUUUAAAAGAGAUCCUGACCAAUAUGUUCUGUUCAAACCAUACACUGGCACUGAAAAACAAAACAUUAAAAAGCCAAUUGUCUAGAGCUUUUUUUUUUCCCAAAACUGGACAAAAUGUGAUUGGUUUGGUUUAUUAUGAUUUUUUUUUUCCUUGUGAUGGAGAAGAUGAAAGGGAUGGGGUAAAGAACCAGCCCCUCCCUGCAGCCCUGUCCCCACCCCAAUGAGUUCUGGACAAAACUGGCAGUGGUGAGCUAAACAAACGCGUGCAUUGCGUACAAAAACAUACAAAGUCAACCGCGCGCCAAAAACGCAACACGAAACUAAGCGGCAGAGAUCUCCACCGUUGCAGCCUGCCUUCCUCCACAGGCUUGCAAGGAAAAAACCUCCUAGAGUCCUAAAUUGGAGAAGACAAAAAAAAGCAGUAACCGGAUUCAAGUCUAUGAUGCUUUGUUGACCUUUUCUCUUUAUUAUUAAGACUUCUCGAAGGGUCUUGCAGUUCUAUGUUAGACCAUGGAUCAUUUGCAUACACAUUGUCUUUUGUGUCACUUUUAUAACUUUUUUACGGUUCAGAUACUCAUCUAUAUGUCUGUACAGAAAAAAGCUGCUAUUUUUUUUGUUCUUUAUCUUUGUGGAUUUAAUCUAUGAAAACCUUCAGGUCUGCCCUCCUUCCCUUCCCUCCUACUCCCACAAAUUUUCUUAUGCUUUGUACUAUAGUGUGUAACUUUUACUUCCUCCUUCCCAGUAACUGAUACCUUUCAUAUGAUUUGCCAUGAACUGUUUAAUGCCUUUUUAUAAAUACAUUUCUUCCUUUUUUUUCCCCCCCUUUUUUUUUUUCCUUUCUUUUGGUUUUUUUUUUUUUUUCCCAUUAGUUGUUUUACAACAUCUUGGCUGUGUGGGCUACAGAGCUUUGGAGGGGAGAGAAGGAGAAAGAAGGGACACCCAGCACAGAAACACUCUAGCAGCGCUGUGGUGUUUUUAAGCCCCAGUUUUCCUUCCUUCCAACUAACCUCUGCCCAGACAGCACGCGAGUCUCUUUACAGUGCAAGGCAUGAUACAAACUCAGGUCAGAAAAAAAAAGGUUAAAUAUUUAGUACAUUCUUGUUCAGUGUUUAUAUUCAUUGUUGUACCAGGGUCCUACCCCUCCUUUCCCUCCCUGCUUGUUUUGGUUGUGGCACACAUCCACCCACUCAUCCCCACAUACGCUCCCAGCACACAUCCAUACAGGCACACACAUAUCUUUUUUUUCCCUUGCUGGGUACAACAGCAGCCACCAGGCUUUUGGGUCACUGAUUUUUAAAAAGACUAUUUUUACCUUUCCAGCCCAUGAGCAAGAGCUAUACCAGUUGCAGGUGCUGAUGCCAGGCAUUCCUGGGGUGGCAACUGUACAACUGGCUCCAGCACACUGCAGCUCUUUGCCUUCCUGAUGAGGAAGCCCUCAGGGAGGGCACCCCAGGCUGUGCUUUACACCCUUGUUGAAGAAAAAGUCAACAACAGAACCAAAACACCACCCCCUCCCCCCCAUCAUUUGUGUGGGGCUAGCUGAAAACCAUGUAGCUGGAGCCAGGGGCUGGGCCAGCAACCAGAAUCACAGAAUCAGUCAGGUUGGAAAAGACCUUUGAGAUCAUCAAAUCCAACCUAUUGCCUAACAUUAAUCAACUCAGUUGUGGCACCAGGUGCCUCGUCCAGUCUCUUUUUAAACAGUUCCAGGUGACUCCACCACCUCCCUGGGCAGCUCAUUCCAAUGCUAACCGCUCUUUCUGUGAAGAACUACUUCCUAACACCCAGGCCAAACCUCCCCUGGUGCAGCUUGAGACUAUGUCCCCUCCUUCUGUCACUGGUUGCUUGGGAGAAAAGACCAACCCCUACCUGGCCCCAGCCUCCUUUCAGGUAGUUGUAGAUAGCGAUGAGGUCCCCCUGAGCCUCCUCAGCUCCCUCAGCUGCUCCUUGUAGGGCUGUGCUCCAGACCCCUCACCAGUCUUGGUGCCCUUCUCUGGACACAUUUGAGCAUCUCAACAUCUCUCUUGAAUUGAGGGGCCCAGGACUGGACACAGUUCUCAAGGUGUGGCCUGACUAGUAUUGAGUACAGGGAAAGAAUGACUUCUCUGCCCCUGCUGGCCACGCUAUUUCUAACACAAGCCAGGAUGCCACCGGCCUUCUUGGCUGCCUGAGCACACUGUUAACCAGUACCCACAGGUCCCUCUCUGCUUGGCUGCUCUCCAGCCGUUCUCUCCCCAGCCUGUAGUGCUGCAUGGGGUUGUUGUAGCCAAAGUGCAGAGCCCGGCACUUAGCCUUGUUAAAUCUCAUGCUGUUGGACUCUGCCCAUCUAUCCAGCCUGUCAAGGUCCCUUUGCAGAGCCCCUCCUACCCACUAACAGAUCGACACUUGCUCCCAAUUUGGUGUCAUCUGCAAACUUACUAAUGGUGGACUCAAUUCCCUCAUCCAGGUCAUCGAUGAAGAUAAUAAACAGUUAAGCGUUGGCAGCUAUGGAAACCUGUGCAAGUACAAGCUUGUUGCUUAAAUCCUAGACCAAACCUCAGAACAAAAGAAAAUGAGUAAGCUUGUUUGUUCAGUUGCAGAAGCCUUGGUAAAAGGGGAAGGAGGGGGCCAUCAGAAAGUCUACAACCAGGGAGUCGCACCAGUUGCUUAUCUUACAUUAGUCACAGCACCGAAGCCUUUGUUUAGCACUGAUCAAACCAAAUGAUGGCAGUGAAGAGGUGGUUCUGGGAUGGAAAUGUUUAAAUCUUUGAGUAAGAACAAAGAAUUAAAGUAUACUGAUUGCUAGUUUUGACUGGAGAUUUUAAGAAGUUUGUAGUGCUUUUUGCUUGGGUAGUUUAGGUCCCAUUAUCUUCUCUUGCCUCUGUCCCAUAGUUAUUUUUCCCUUUAAAAAAUGAAAAAGGCAAAAAAGUUGAUUAAGAAGGUAUUCUAUGUAGGAGUUUUUUAUUUAUUUUUGUGAUAUCAGUUUAAAUCACUGUAGAGAUGCCCCAUAAUAAAUUUAAAUACUGAGAUAAGGGUUUUUGAGUAUGACAGGGGGACAGUUUUUGAUUUUUUUUUUCAAACAUUUAUCUACCUCACUCUUAUUUUUUAUAUGUGUGUAUAUAUAAAAAAAAUACAUCUCACAUUUCUCAGCAGCCAAUUAAUGCCGUUGAUACUGGUAACCUCUCACUCCAUAUACCACAUGCUCUAGGGUCUGGAGGGGAACAGUCACUGUCUGUCACAAAGGGUCACUUCAGAGUGUUUGCCUCGAUUCCAAAGACUUUCUCCUAUUUUUUUUGCUCAAAUUCACUAUUGUGAGGAGAAAUCCAAGGACUUAAGGUGUUCAUUCUGUAAGGAAAUGCGAAGGCUUUUUGAUGUGCUGUCAUGGCAGUCUUCAGGUCAGCAACAGAAUGCUGCAUGUUUAGCUGAGUUGGGGACAAAGCUGGCCUGAUAAGAGAACUUCAAAUGCUGAGCAUUUACUGAGAUCAGAAAUCCAUUACUUACAGUGUUUGAAGGUCCAGAAGAAGGGAAUGAUCUUUCUCUUCCUCCUGUAAAUGGGCUAAGUCAUUCUUGCCACUUUUUUAUCAGAUGCCACAAGCACCAAUAAGAAGUUUGGCUGAAUCAGCACCUAAAAAUAAAUUGGCUCACACAGCAAUAGCAUCGCUUCCUCCACCAAAAAAACACUAGGGACAAACCUGUCGCAGGCUGCCUGAUGAUACUGCUACGCUGGGUUCACAGCUCGAGUUCUUUGCUGCUUCUGUUUAAUAAGAGCACUGAUUUGAUUUUUUUUUUACGUUUCAAAACUAACAUUGAAUUGAUUUAUUUUAAUGUGCCAGUAAAAAUUCACUUCCCUCUUCUUCCCCUGUUUAUAUGCUUCAUAACUGUGGGUUCUGAUGCACCAACCAUCAAAAUUUAACUGCCCUCUGACAGUGUGUAACUGGUUUACAAGCACACAGGACUAACACAGCCUUGCCAUCAACUUGAUGUAUAAUGUUUCUCUUUUUCCAGCUCUGGCAGCUGUUCGUGCAGGUGUUGGUUGUGGUAUCUGAAUAAUGUGGUGCUUGGCUACUUGGAGUUGUACAUGGCCUCUUGAACACACAGCGCUGUGGUUAAGACCUACAGAGUUUGUCUUUGGAGGGAGCAUUUCUGUCCAGCGCUGAGAAACCAGCAAGAUGUAAGAUUUUUCUUGCUUGAUUUGAGUUUCCUUUUUUUUUUUAUUGGAUUCCAGUGACCUUUUGCUGCAGUGGCUCUUCCCCUCCCUUGCACAUAUUGAUUACCACAACUGGAGAUCCUCAGAUCUUUCAGCUGGCUAGGAGGGUUUUGUUCAAACUGUCCAAGUUACUGGUGGUUAUAAUUGUAGGUAGGUGGUUUUCAGAUGCAUUAGGAAGAAACACUAACGAUGUAGCGCCCAUCAUGAUAGACAUUUCAAAAAGCACUUGGGUAGAAGACAGUCGUGAGACAUCACGUGUGUGAUGACAGUCAGCUCUCCUGGACCAAACCACCUUCAUGAUACCAUUGCGUUCUGUGUUUGCAAUUCAAGCUUAAUUCCUUUUUUUUGUUCUGUUUAUUUCCAUAGCUUUUGUUGUUGUUGUUGUUGUGUUUUGUGCAUUUUGAAUAGCUUUAUUCACAUGGGUUUUUUCAUGCAGACUUCCCUUGGACAGUAAAUUGAGUUGUUUGUGCAUGUGAACAACUGAGAAUGUUGGCUUGAUAGAGUCAUAAUAUGGUUUGUAAUGUUGUUCUUCUCUGAGACCACUGGCUUGUCUGGUAUGGAAAAUUUAUUUAGAACUUCAGCUAUGUUUGAAUAAAGUUAAAGUAAUCCACUUUGUUUAUAAAUUGAAAACAAAAGCCCACCCAGCCCUGCGAACCGGCAUUUUGACAAAUGGUACCAAGGUGUUCUAAUGCAGUAGGAUCACAAACUGGCGUCACUGCAGGGAGCAGGCAGCUCUGCUGGUAGCACUUGGCCAUUGUUCUCACCUGACAUUGGAAGGCUACUCAGUGGCCCAGAAGGUGGUUUGGUCCCACAGGACUGGGGCUCCUGUGUGUAAACACAGAAGUGUCAUCUGCCUGGUACUAAAUAAGAUGUUCUUUUGGGGGAGUGAUAAACUUGACACAGAAGCUGAGCGUGAUGAAAAUGUGAGGCCGGCCUGUGUGCACCAAGUCUUUCUCAGCAUGAUGCCUCUGCUCUUUAAAGCUGGUUCUAAGUGAUGUAUGAUUCUAGGCAUGUGCGUACUGAUGGCACUUACUGGCCUUUGUAAACGAAGGAAGGAAAGCCCAGUUUGCCCAGGACAACUGGUCACCAGGUGGAACUGCUGUCAGGUCCUCUGGGAACUGCCAAGGGGUGUUUGGUACAAUCCGAGUCUAAGUGAACAACACUCCUGUUGUUACACAGUAUAACUCCAUACAUAUAUAUCUAUAUAUACAUAUAUAUAUAUGUGCAUAUGUAUAUCUAUAAUAUAGAUAUAUAUAUUUAAACCCUUUUCAUUCCAUUAGUAAAAGUAACACUUGUUUCCUGUUAUUCUUAUUUUGUUUGUCAACCGUGUAUUUAAUCACUGGGCUGAACAACAGUGGAGGAAGGUGCAAGGGAUUCACUCCUUACUAACCAGUGAUAAAAGCCAGGUAUUGCAACUUAACCCGUGAGUAGUUGUGCAGACAAGAAUUUAAGAAUGAUGUGUAGAAACAACACUAGUGGCUGGGGGUGCUGAAGAUACAGAACUAUAAAUAGAAAGGCUUCAAAGGAUGCCUCAGGUCAGAAUCUGGUUGCUCAGAGACAAAGAAUUGCCUCUGAAAUUGAAGGCAGCCAGGUAAAUCAGACUGGGAAGCGUUUGUGUGGAGACAUGUGAAAAACAAGGACGUGGCAGUGGAUAUUUAUAGAGACACAGGGCUUGGCAGAAGCUUGAGGUAGUUUCCUGAGCAUAAAACAUGGGACAGCAUCAGAGCUCAGGUAUCACAAUUCUGAUCGUUGGUACUUGUAAGCGAAGCUUUCCAGUUUGCAGCUGGAGUGGUACAUCCAUCACUGGCUGAGCGGUCGUUGCCAUCAGUCUGUAUGAAUCAGUCUCAAGAGCUGCUCUGCUUUGCAAGUACCUUAAGACCAUCCCUAGCUGGUGUGCGUGAGUGUGUGCUCAUCCUUUUCUUUGUGUGCAUUCCCUUGGUUAGUAACCCAUUAGCAUUCUCCAUAGGGCUUUAAGUCCAGUAGAUUACGGGUAGUCAGUUGACGAAGAUCUGGUUUACAAGAACUAAUUAAAUGUUUCAUUGCAUUUUGUAAGUACAUAGAAUAAUUUUAUAAAAUGUUUGUAGAUUGUAAAUGCCUAAAAUAUAAUUUAAGGGCACUUUUCUGUCUCUGUGUAUGAGUGUGUCUGUCUGUCAUCAGGGUUUUUCGAUGGUACCAGUUUACUAGCUAGCUUUACAAUAUGCCAAAAAGGAUCGCUAACUUGUCCAAGUCACGGCCUGUCCCUCUUCCCUACCCGCCCGAGCUUUGUGUCCCAGUAUACAGCCAACCAGUAAAGAAGUUGGGGAAAUGUUCUGUAUCUUCAGUAUCCUGGUCUUCCAGAGCCCUCUGGUUGGGGUGGGAUCAUCUUAACUGGUCAUUUCACUUUGCUGUCUAGGGCAGUUACCUUAAUGGAUUACAAGAACCUCACUGGUCAGGGAAACAGAACAGGUUUUGCUGCUACCCAGUCUCCCUUGUGCUGUUCAGUACCUGCUUCGCGGUGGCCAUGUGGUUUGAAGGAUGCGACUGCGUAGGAGGAAGAGGGAAGAUGGUUUCUGUAAUGACUGUUGAACUAUUUGCAGAUUUCUCAUCACACUAAAAGUUUGUGUGCAGCCUCUGAAGACAUUGAGCACCAUUUGGAGCUUUGUUGAGACGAGCAAGGCAGGGUCCCUAUUUAUUUUUAUUUAACAAUAUUAACAGUCCCUUCCUUUCCCUUCACUAUUUCCCCUUCCCCUUAUUUGACCAACCACAUUGCUGAAGGGUUCUGAUGAUUUAGAUACUGUUUUAAAACCAGCUCUUCUGUUUUCUGAACCAGUGAGGUUUGAGAUGAAAUGAUUGGCCAGAGUUUGUCUACCUCUGGGACAAAAACAAAACUAGGAAGUGCUAAGGAAUGGAUGCAGUUGCAAAUACAACAUUUUCCAAUUUUUCUUGUUUCAAUUUUUUUAAGAGAAAAAAUUAAACAACAACAUGGCCAAUUUAUUACAUAAAAAAAGACUUGCUGUGUAUAAAUUAUUCCUAAAGAAAUUCCUGUGUUUAUAUUAAAAUGAAUCAGUAGAUUAAAAAAAAAAAAAAAAAAAAGGAAAAAAAUUCAAAAUGUUUUUGUAUAUUCUGUUGUAAGAAUUUAUUCCUGUUAUUGCGAUAUACUCGGGAUUCUUUACAUUAUGAAAAGAAGAAACUUUGUCUAUUUUGAAUGGCUGAAGCUAAGGCUCCUUUAGUUUCUCUUACUCUGCUUUUUUCUAGUAGUUUCAGUACUACGUGAUUUAAGUUAAAUAAAAGAAUUCUGUAUGCA